Molecule: messenger RNA, 4606 nt
Organism: Papaver somniferum (opium poppy)
Lineage: Eukaryota; Viridiplantae; Streptophyta; Magnoliopsida; Ranunculales; Papaveraceae
Product: protein EMBRYONIC FLOWER 1-like
Exons: 6
Coding region: 496-4209 (1237 amino acids)
Biological process (GO): negative regulation of DNA-templated transcription; negative regulation of flower development; shoot system development
Source: RefSeq, a predicted model, not a curated record
UAUAUAAAGUUUAAAUAGAAAAUCAAAGAAAUUCACUCUCAUUUUCUUCUCAUCCCUCUCUCUCUUGCCUCUCUUGGAUCGAGAUAUAAGCUAUCGGAAACCCUAAAAUUUCUAGGGUUUGGUUUUUAUUUUGUCCUAAAAUUAUCUUCUUUCUAUAACACAGCUCCUCAAGAAAAUAGUCUGCGUCAAAAUUGUUCAUAGAUCUCCGCGGUUUUGAGAAUUUGGGAGCUGUUGGAAUAGAAAAAAGAGAAGAUCAUCUCAUAUUUUUCAUCUCAAAUUUCAGUCUUCAACAACCACCACAACAAAAACAGUACUGUUCUAAUCAGGUGCACAAAGAGGCACUCGAUGUAGGUAUACACCGCCUCCUCUGGGAUUUCAAAUCUUUUUGCUGCCUUUAUAAGAUCGAGGAGAGGAAUAUUAUGAGAAAGGUUGUGUGAGGAGGGAUUCGCCUUUUUGUCCAAAUCUAGCAUUAUUUUUUGCCCUAGUUGAGGAUCUAUGGCGCCGAAUGUCAACAUUGAGAAGAACGGAGGAUGUGGGCACUUCUCUAUGCGUGGGUAUUGUCUUGAGCGACGCAAGAAAGAUUUGAAUGCUUGCUUGCCAUUUUCUCGAAUGCUACUUCCUCCUAUGCGAGCUCCUAAUUUCAAAUAUUGGCGCUGCCAAAAUUGUACUAGUAUAGAAGUUGGUAAGGUUCCUGAUUCUCAUGUUGAUGCCAUCUUCCCGAGCAGUGCUGAGGUAGCUAAGUUAUCUUCUGGUUUGCGAAGCGUACCCAAAGGCAGCAAUUUUGGAGGAAGAAAGGAGAAUAAUGGUCACACUCCUUUAGAUUUGAAUGUUGACCCAUCGUUAUCUAGUUGUAGGAAAGAAACGGAGGCCGUAGCAGUUAACCCUGUUGGAGAUGAUAGCCGGGCAUGUAAUCAUUGUGGUGUUAAUGCAGGAGACAAUGUGAACCAGUUGACUGAGUUUUCCCAGGUUGUGCCAGACGUUAACGUUAGUCUGACAGUAGACAUAAGUGGAAGUGAACCUGUUUCGCUAGAAAAGCAUGGAGUUCAUUCAACUGUUUAUGGAGCUGCCAUCGGCUUCCCAUUUGCAAAUCCUGACAUUGAUGGUUCAAAAGAAAUUUCUGAUGUUGGUCUUGAUGGUCGAUCCUCAAAACCAGAUGGAAAACAAAACUCUGAAAUCUGCAGCAGUAAUCCUUGUACUAAGUCUGACAAACUACUUGGAAAGGUAGUGACAGAUUCGGAAAUGAUUGGGGUUUCUGAGUUGAGUGGCCAUAAGAAUGAGGCUCUCAAUCCAAUCGAAGAUCAAACUGCUGGACCUUAUCCAAAGGAAAUAGACGAGGGUGAGUCUGACCUCUUUGGAGAAAAUGAUGUGAACAUAAUCAGAAACGCUCCUUGUGCCAAAGAUCUUCCCAGUAAUAAUAUUGAAGUUUCAGGUGGAACUUGUCAGAAAAAGAAAGCACAAAAAGUGCGUUUAAUGAGUGACAUUCUUAGCAGUGGAGAUGCUGUCACAUCCUGCAAAGAUGGUGAUUCUGUCAGAGAAACCAUCCCUGAUAACAUAGUCACGGAAGCUUCUCAUGCUGAAGGAAUAGAUUUAAAUCUGGAUCUGAAUAAUCAGGGGUGUGUCGAAGGAAAUGACAAAUCAGUUGUUCCAAGCAAUAAAAGGAAAAGGACUAAGUUUUCUCAAGAAGAGGACCAGCUGCCUGCUAUGAUGAAUUUUGCUGAACAUGCACGUGAAGCUGAUAAAAAUGCUGACGCUGUAGAUGUAAAUUCCAGAAGUCGGCUGACGAAACACAUAAAUGAUGGAAAGCUUACUUUGUGUCAGAAGAAACAGAAGAGGUCCAGGAUUGAAAUUGGCCAAUCUUCUUCAGUGAGGCAAGAGGAGACGCAUGUUGAAGCUGGAGCUGAAACUGCCCCUUCAAAGCCAAAAAGAAAUGCACUCUCUAGAACAGGACUAGAUAUUGAUAUGAACAAGGAUUUCUCCCAGCUUCAAGAUGCCAACUCUUUCUUGAUGUAUGGCCCAGAAGGCAUCUCAGGGAGAGACCAGCUUUUAGGGAGAGAUACAGAGAAUUGCCGUAGCCCUCCUGCAAAGUCUGCUUAUCCAGGCUUCACUGCAGGAUUCAUACAACAACGUCUAGAUCACAAUUUGGCUACUAAUAAGAAAUCUAUCUCAAGUAAGAAACAGAAUGGUUUGCCCCAGGCUAAAGGUGGAGGCGAAAUGCGUGAAGCUAAAAACUUUGCUGUUUCUUUAAAAUUACAACCCAGGGCACCAUCUGGUAUGUCCAGCAGUACCGUUUGUCAUGGACCACAGAACAUCUCCGUGACACAGAAUGAUGACAGUAUCCACAAUGCAUCCCAACAAGCAGCUUUUGAUGAUAUCCCUAUGGAUAUCGUCGAACUAAUGGCUAGGAAUCAGCAUGAAAGGCGUCUUAGUGGUGAAGGGAGUACUCACAACAUCACGUACUCGUCAAGAACAGAAAACAGAAAAGAUUCUAGUGCUAACAGGACGGAUAUUACAGAUAUUCUUGGCAGUGAAAUGUCAAGAGUGAUGCGUGAGAAGAACUCUGGAUUAAAGAAGAAUAGUUCGAGCAAUGAAGGGAAUAACAUAUCUUCAAAAGGUAGAGCUGCGACACCAAACAAGAAAAAAUCCGAUGGUUUCCUAUUUCCUGCAGUCAGCAAGAACAGAAACAUUAAUUUCAGUGUGAGCCAACCAACACAGUGCGCUCAUGGGUCAUUAGGAUUUCCACCAUUUUCACAGAAUCAUGAUCAACCACCAAGAGGUUUUCCGUUUCCUGCUAGAGGUUCUUCCAACAUAAACUAUGAUCAAAAUCUCAGCUGGAAGGAAGACAUGCUACCCAAUAAUAGAUUCUCUGUCCCUUUACGCCCAUCCUUGGAGGCACAUCAGAUGCCUGAGAAAGUUUCAGGCAACAGUUCGAGUAGAAAAGACCGUCAUCCUUGGUCUCCAACGGUUCCAAACAGUGCCCCUUUUAGAGUCAAUGGCCCCGAGAUGUUUGUUGCUGAACCUAGCAAGUCGAAAAGGCCUUCUCAAUGCUCUGAACCAUCACACAGAGGAAUCUUCUAUAGGGAUCAUGACUUGCCAUUUGUUGAUCCAAGUAAUAUCCACCUUCAGAAGCAGGAAAAGAAUUAUAGUAACAAGAGCAAGGGAACAAAUUGUGAUCUUCAGUUUUUGGGUGCAGGAAGGGGUGACGGAAGUCAUUUAAAGAAAAUGGGGCCGCUGGAUAUGUAUAGCAGUGAUCAGACUAUCCCAGCGAUGCACUUGCUCAAACUCAUGGAUGCAGGUCAGAAUUUGAAUAAACAGUCACCCUAUCCCACCGGUGUUCAUCAAAAAGAUUUGUCUAGUUUUGAGAAAGAACGAUCCAAGACUUUGAUGCCCCCACCCUCUUCUAGACUGUUAAAUUCUGUUGAACAAUUCCCCCCAGUUAUGAAUUUCGGUGCAGUUGCUUCAUCACAGAAGAAUGCAGACUCUAGGAUGAUCACAGGGUCUAAGGAAAAUAAUUAUUGGGAAACAGUGUUGUCUUCUUCAUCCCUCGGAGCUCAUGAAGACGAACUAGCAAAAAGAAAGAAUUCACCUACACAGCCUACAGGUUCGAAAUAUAAGAGUCCAGUUUCUCUGCAAAACGCAGGGAAAGAUCUCUCAUUGGCUUCCGGUUCUGUGCCAUUCAUGGGACAGGCUAAAGGAUCAAGCAGUUCAGGUAAACACCAUACAUAUGUUACUCCUACCUUCUAUUUCGUGAAAAAACCCGCAUCUGUUUCCAAUUCUAUGCCGUUCAAGGGACAGCCUCAAGAAAUAGUAAAUCCUGUGGUCAAUGUCGGAUCAAGCACAAGAGAGAGAAAUUUUCCUGUAACUGGCAAUCCUGGCCAGAGUUCGAUCAACAGAAGCGAGAGAAACUUGCCUGUAAAGGAGAAGCUUGUCGAUUGCUCUACCAACAUAAAUCCUGGCCCGAGUUCGAUCAACAAAAGCGGGAGAAACUUGCCUGUAAAGGAGAAGCUUGGCGAUUGCUCAACCAACAGAAAUCCGGCUGAUUUUUUUGCUCCAGGACCAGAAAACAUGUACAUGUUAUCAGGCGAAGACUUUAGACGUAGAAGCCCUUCAUCGGAACCUAGAAGCCGUCCAUCCUCCAAGCCAGAAACAAGUAGUAGCCAAAGUCCUAUCAAGCGACAGAAGACGAUUCAUCCAGGAUAUCCGAAUCCUUGAAUUCCAAGGAAGUGUUUCGGAGCAUUCCAAAACUUUACUGGAGUGCCUAGUACAUGGACAUUGUCGAAACUGCUUGAUUUAGACAAAGGAAUGGUGGGUUGUCACCCACAAUAAUCGGUGUUCGCUACUUGAAGACAAAGCCACCAUACUGAAAUGCAAUAGUUGAUGCUCGCAUUUUGAGAAGUAUAUUCUGUAGAGGUAUUUACCCUAUGAACAUUUACAUAUCUCAACUUUGUAGAUAAGAAUACCCUAUAUUUUUGCUCGUGAAAAGUGUGAAAAAUAAGACUUGAGAUUUGUCGUCUCGGGUUUCUUUUUCUAUUAAUAAGCAUUAAAACAGAAAUGUAAACUGGAAACGGUUUAUCAGGUUAUACUAGUUGGUUAUACUUGAUAUUUUGCA